Molecule: messenger RNA, 2426 nt
Organism: Closterium sp. NIES-67
Lineage: Eukaryota; Viridiplantae; Streptophyta; Zygnematophyceae; Desmidiales; Closteriaceae
Source: the annotation of a GenBank genome assembly
CACCGAGAAUUCUGCACAACUUGCCUCGAUUUCUCCCAUAUUCCCCCCAGCCGCAUAGACCCACCCCAGUGGCAUACAUUCCCGCCGUGCGUCACGGGCUGGCCUUAUCCUGGGCGCGGCCCGUCGGGCUACCACGUCUGGAUCUGAUCGCAAUGCGCUGUGCCAUCAUGAGACGCGAUCCUGCCCUGCGAACUUUCGUCGCAGUCGCCGCGUCGCUGGCCUUUCUCGUCGUAGCGUUCGCUCCUCGCCCGCUGCUCGCCCAUCCUUCGCAAUCGCUGGUCGCGGCUCCCAGCGGCAUUCCGGCGACCAGCCGCUCGUCGUCGCAUUCGUCGUUCGCUGUGCUUCCGCAGCGCCGACUGCUGCAAGCGCAGCCAUGGCGCAAGCAGCUCGACGACACGCCGGGAAUGUCGCUCUUUCGCGCGCGGGUUGAUCUCGCCGCCGCGGAAGCUCUCUCCAAGCCCGCGCUCGGGGGGAAGUCCCGCGCGGGGGAAGGCCCUGGCGGAGCAGGCAGAGCAGGCGGAGCAGGCAAGGCUAGCGGAGCAGGCGGAGGCGGAAGCGGGGCCUCUGAAGUAGGGGCGGUAGUCGCAGGGGGGAAAAAACGCGCUCGGGGGAAACCCAAGGCGCUGGGCGCGGGGGGAACAGGCGCGGGGGACAUGGGCGCGUACAGAGAGCCCGCUAACCCCUACGUCCCCACCCCCAAGCCCCUAGACGAGCCCGCCCCAGCAGACCCCAAGCCCACCCCCUCCGCCGAGCCUGCCCCCGACACCCAACCCGCCCUCCCCGAGCCUACCCUCACCGCUUCACCGAACGUGUUCGCAGCAGCGGCGGCAGCAGCAGCGUCGGCGGAGCCCGCGGCCCCGUUACAGCCGCUCUCUGAAGCCGGGCUGAGCAAGCGCCUGGUGCGGUCGCUGCGGGAUCUCCGUCCGUUUGCGCGGAUCAACAUAUCGACGGCUGUGGUGCAGCUGUUUGCGGAGAUGGUGGACCACUCCCUCGCGCCUUGGAGCCGGAUCCCCGCCGCCGCCAACGGCAUGGGGCAGAGCGGCAUGGUGUCGCCCUCGCUGCUGCGGUCCAUCGCCAUGCGGCCCCGGUUCAUGUCGUGUGCGGGCGCCGUGCGAGUGGUGGAGGGGGCCGUCUAUUUCCGCCUGGGCGGCUUUAUUGACAACCCCUACCGCACCAGGCGCUUCCUGCAGAUGGUCAAACGCAUUCAGCAAGCGGUGACCAAGUUCCGCCUCGCCUCCGUAUCAGCCGAGUUCUUUUUGAACGUGUGCGACCUGCCCGCCAGCUACGACAACGACGUGGGCGGCUCGCGCAGCGUGGGCUUCCCGCUCUUCAGCACGCGCACCGUGGAGGGCGGCCUCGACAUUGCCGUGCCGGACCCUCUUGAUCUGAAUGAGAACAUCGACCUGCCGCCGCAGCCAGAGACCGAGGUGCCCUGGGAGGAGAAGGAGAGCCGCGCCAUCUUCCGAGGACCCAUCAGCAGCCUGCCCCUGGAGGACGUGCCCAACUGGCGCGCCAACCCCCUCAUCCGCCUGCAGAGGCUGUCAGAGGCUCGGCCGGACCUGCUGGACGCGAAGCUGUACGGGUGGAGCAGAGAGCUGGACCUGGAGGUCCGGAAGAGAAUGAAGGCGGACGGCGUGGUGAUGCAGGGCAAGGCAGCGCUGGGGGAGGCGUCGCCGUGGCGCUUCAAGUACGGCAUCGUGGCGGGCAGCGCGCACCACCACCAGAUGUGCCCCAUCCUCACCAGCGGCGCGCAGGUGGCGAUCCGGCAGGACUCGCCGUACUCGGAGUUCUUUGUGGCGAUGCUGAAGCCGUUCGUCAACUUCAUCCCUGCCAAUCGGCACUUUGACAACCUCAUCGAGAAGCUGCGUUGGGCGCAGAACCACGACAAGCAUGUGCGCAACAUGGCGCUGGCGGGCAAAAGAGUCUCCAAGUGGGCGUGCUCCAAGCAGGGCCACGCGCUGUACUGGGCUAUCCUCCUUAUAAAGUACUCCCAUAACGCCAUGGAGGACCCGUCUCUCGUCAGGCCUCCAGGGAAGCAGCUGUGCCGCAAGGCCCUGAGCCCCGCCAUCAUCGCCCUAGCCGACCCCAGCAGCACGGGCAGCAGCCAGGCGCCCCCUCUGCCCACGGAUUGGCCGCCGGCGUGCAGUGAGGAGGAUCUGGCGCGGGUGAAGCAGCCGGCGUGCGUGUUCUACUGCCGCAAGGGCAUCAUUCUCACCAAGACCCACACCUGGGUGUCGGCCGAUGUGCUGGCGGCCCCCUCAGCCGCGCAAUAGAGGGGCGCACCAGCUGUAGCUGUAGGGCUUAGCGUUGGUGCUCUAUUGCCAGAAGGGAAAUAGUCAUCCCUCUCAUUGUCUGUAGUGUUAGCCAAAUAUUACAACUGUUUGUUGUGCCCUUAGGAUGUGUACCUCAUACGCUAUUGAAUUUUG